Pestalotiopsis fici W106-1 is the source of this 624-nucleotide messenger RNA. Its product is annotated as Protein bli-3. The record is from RefSeq and is a predicted model, not a curated record. The transcript is spliced from 2 exons. Bases 1 to 624 code for a protein of 207 amino acids. Lineage: Eukaryota; Fungi; Ascomycota; Sordariomycetes; Amphisphaeriales; Sporocadaceae.
AUGUCGACGUUCUCAAAUACCAACACCGCUGGAAAAACAGCCGAUCCUACCACUGCUGCAAACAUUGACCGUAAUGUGCCCCUCAAGCAGAAGAUUGAGGAUCUCAGCGAGUUUAUCACUUCACGCAAGUUUGGCAUGAUGACAACACGCGACGUCAAAACGGGGAAGCUAGUCUCUCGUGCCAUGGCAUUGGCGGGCAAAGAAGCCGGUGACAUCGACCUCGUAUUCACGACGAACACGGAAUCGCACAAGACGGACGAGCUGGCAGCGGAUCCGCACGUUAACAUCUCCUUUAUCGACUCGUCGGGCCAAUGGGCAUCCAUCGCUGGGGACGCACAUGUCGAAACAGAUCGUGAGACUGUCAAGAAGUACUACAGCUCCAGUCUAAAGGCCUGGCUAGGUGAUCUGGGUGACGGGAAGCACGAUGGCUCCAAAAACGAUCCCCGCCUCGGCGUUAUUCGUGUCCGCACGUCGACCGCCACCUACCUACUCACCAACAAGACGGCUGUUACUAGAGCCGCAGAGGUCGCGCGCGGAGCACUGACAGGUAGCCCACCGGAGAUUGGCAAGUUGAGAGAGAUCUCGGAGCUUGAAGUGCAGCAGUGGAGAUCUAUUGCUACCUGA